Molecule: messenger RNA, 1809 nt
Organism: Lasiodiplodia theobromae
Lineage: Eukaryota; Fungi; Ascomycota; Dothideomycetes; Botryosphaeriales; Botryosphaeriaceae
Exons: 2
Coding region: 1-1809 (602 amino acids)
Source: RefSeq, a predicted model, not a curated record
AUGGGCGCAAGAAAUUUGUUUUCGUCUUCAUCAUCUGGUCCCGCCGAUGUGGACCAUUUGCAACGGCCGCGGACGAGUGCCGGCGCUGCCGAGGCUAGCCCGACGAAGAGCAGGUUCUCGAGGCUGCGGUACAGGCGGAAUCGCGAGAAGACGGAGCCCGAUGUUGCCGAGCCGCAGCAGCAGCGACGCCAGACCACGCUGGAACAGCUCCCUGAGGGGGCUUUUUUGGACUUCGACGACGAUGCGGCUGAGCCGGAGAGCAGACCGUCGACAUCUAGCAGCGUUGCCAGCAGCGUCAAGAGCAGCGGCGGAUGGAGCUGGUCAAUGAGGAGCAGGAGGAGCAGUGGCGGUUUGAGGGAGAGGUGGAGAGCAAGCAGCAUCUCCUCCUCAUCCUCAUCCCUCUCCUCUGCAUCGUCCUAUGUCUCCUCGUCUUCGUCAUCCACGUCCAGCACUUGGUCCUCCCUCGAAUCCACACCACGCGCUUCCAUAGCCUCCUCUCGCACUUCUUACUCUAGCGACGAUGAAGACAUCCGCCCUCCAAAGGAAACCCCGGGGACAACACGCCCCACCAAGACCGUCCGAGCAUACGUUUGCCGCCAUUUCGUCUCGAUACCCAUUCCCGAGGAGGAGCCAGAAGACAUCCAGAACAGCCAGCAGUCACAGCAAGCCCAACUGCCUCCAACGCCCUCACCGGAUGAGAACGAGGGAUGCAUGACCGACCCAAUGGCCGACGCUUUUGAUUUGGAUGCACACCUUCCACCACCCCACAUCCUCCGACCCUGGGUCGAGCCCACCCCUCCGCCCACCCCUCCGCUGCAGCAAAAACAGCUACAGCCCCCUUCGUCACCGCCAACAGAACACCUUUCGGUCCCACAGAGCCCACCUCCAGCACAGGGCGUGCCGACCUUCAUCCUAACGCCCGCGUCGCCAAUCCAACCUUCCAGCCCUUCUCCAUUCUCCUCGUCUCCGCCCUCGGCCGCUAUUGCUCGCCGCUCCUUCUCUGCACCCGUCACUUCAAACCCGAACACCGUCCCGACGACCGGCCUCCGCCGAAGAUCGACAUCGAACGCCUCAUCUUCUCGCCAGAAAGUCGAAAAGGGCACCCCGGCCCACUGCCCGACGUGUGUGCGGCUGCAGGAGUCAAUGGCGCACAUGCGCAAGGUUGCAGGCAUUUACGGGCCACGGCACAGCUUGACCGUUGCAGCAGCAAAGAAUGCGCGCGCGGCGAGGGUGGCGUGGGCGGAGGCGCAGUGGGAGGCUAGUUGUGCUGAUGAUGGACCCGACGACGCCGCUGUCAAGUCGAGGAAAGAGGGUCUCACCGCCGAGCAAGGGAAGAAGCAGAAGAAAUCCGUCAGAAUCCAACCGGGCGCCACGUUUUUCGUCGAUCGUGAACCGUUCGUCCAAGGCCCGCCCAGCACGUCAGCAGGAGACGAUGCGGAAGAAGAGGAGGCCAUCGACAUCGAGGCCCAGCUCCAGCGCGAAAUGAUCAUCGGACAGCGGCUGUGGGGCCCGCUCGGGGAAAGGGGCAGGAAGCAGCGCGAGUUCAAGCGGUCAUUGAGCGAGUCGUACGUGCCCGGCCGGUGGGCGGUCGCCGCUGGGAACGAGUGGCUGGAUACUAGCGGCCGGACACAGACGUACGAGGAGUUCUGGGAGGGCAAGACCAAGGGGAAGGACGGCGGAAGCGUGCUGUUGGGCGGAAAAGUCAUCAGGGGGGUGCUGGGGAAGAUGGUCCCCGGCGCGGGCCACGCGAAGAGAGAAAGGGAGAGAGCAGAGAGGUUGGAGAGAGGGAUGGGUCUGGAUGUCGAUUGA